This is a messenger RNA of Prorocentrum cordatum, 357 nucleotides long. NCBI's taxonomy places the organism in Eukaryota, Dinophyceae, Prorocentrales, Prorocentraceae. The record is from the annotation of a GenBank genome assembly.
AUGUCGCUGUACGAUGCGUUCGUCAUGGCCGCGGGGAAGCGCCUCGCGCCGGACCAGGGCGGCGGCCCCGCCAAGAUGGCCAGGGGCGCGGAGGGCGAGGAGGGCCAGUGGUCCUGCGCCGCGUGCGGGAACGUAAAUUUCGCAGGGCGCCUGGUCUGCAACAUGAGGAAGUGCGGGGCCCCGAGGCCCGCUGGGGACGGGGGAGUGGGCAUGGCCCCGCAGCAUCGGGGCAGGGCGUGGCGGAGGACUGGAUCUGCCCUGGCUGCGGAAAUACGAACUUCAAGGGCAAGCUCUUCUGCAACAUGCGGAAGUGCGGGCUGGCCAAGCCGGGCCUCACCGCGAACGAGCUGGCGAUGA